Molecule: messenger RNA, 21481 nt
Organism: Mizuhopecten yessoensis (Yesso scallop)
Lineage: Eukaryota; Metazoa; Mollusca; Bivalvia; Pectinida; Pectinidae
Exons: 18
Coding region: 95-16285 (5396 amino acids)
Biological process (GO): intracellular signal transduction
Cellular component (GO): cytoplasm
Molecular function (GO): guanyl-nucleotide exchange factor activity; protein binding
Source: RefSeq, a predicted model, not a curated record
AGGAGCAGAUGUGCAUCGUAGUUAUUGUGGAACCCAAACACUGGCGCUUAAUAAUGGAAGUAUAUGUGACAGCGAUACACACGGUAAUGAAAACAUGUCGGCCUCAACAGAUAGCCUGAAAGAUAGGAAUAGAGAUGGAAUAGACACAUGCUUUCAUAUUGCUACGGACAGUCCAGUCUGUAGGCGUACAGAUAUAGGGAAGCAUGCUAGUACAAUAAAGGCGGCAACAGAAAGCCAGUACGGGGGUCCUGUGGAAUCUUCAGCCAAUUUAAAUAAAUUGAGUGUAACUGAAGAACUGAGUAAGACUACGGACGUUCACGAGAGCGCUAAAGCAGAUGUACCCUACCAUAGGCGAUCUAUCUCAUCAUUAAUUAACGAUCUGCCACAGUCUAGAGGUGCACUUAAAAGAUUUUACGAGGAGAAUGUUGAGGAUAGGUCACCAUCGUUGAUACCCUGGCGUACUUUCAGUUUCCCAGACCUUUGCACUGACGAGAACUCAAGUAUGUUGUCAACUGGCGGCGACCCCCAGAAAGGAAUCAUUAAAAGUGCAACAUGCGACGAGAACUUAGGAAAGUGUGGGACAAUAAGGUCAUCUUCGAGUCAACAAUCGCUAGCUAAACAAAAGUCACAAAAAGCAGGAAACGUAAGAUUUCACAAUUUCUAUAGAAAUGAAAGUCUUCCGAGGAGAUUAAUUCAGAGUUACCGCGUACGUGAUACAGACGAGUUCGUAAAGGCUAAUGACACUUGUGUGGCCAUCACACAACCGUCUGAACUUCUGAAUGAAGUGGGAGGAAAAGUGGAAGUGUGUAAUCAAAGACACGUGAAGGAUUACACGAGUAUUGAAGUGGUAGACACACGGAGAGAACAGGAAGUGAUAACAAGUUCCAAGUCAGGUGGUACAGGUAAAAGCAGUUCAAAACUGCCCCGUCAUAUAUCACCUCUACCUCAUAGCGCACACCACGGCAAUACUGAUAGAGGGACAAGUUCGUCUAACGUUGACUAUAAACACACUGAGACAGGUAGACUUAGCACUGGUGAUAAACUCACGGGGACAGGUAGGUCUAACACUGACGAGCAGCACUCUGUUCCACAAGGGGACGACGACCAGGCAGCGAGUGCAGUGAAUGUGCAGACCGGUGUCAGUACUAGUGUAUGGCGACCUGGUGUGACGACCUCCAACACGCGGCCUUUAGCCAGCGCUAAUGAAGCGUGUACCGUUACGACAGUUCCUAAUAGCGGUGAUAAUUUCCGUCUGAUUGAAAAUAAUGGCAAGCCUUUGUGUGGGGAGUUAAAAGGUGUAUUGUCUGGUGUAAGAGGAGAGGACACCAGAGCUGCUAGUAUAGUGUUGUCGUGUACACAACAGGAAAAUACAGGCAACUCUGUCAAAAUCGGUGAAAAUAGCACUUCUGUAUUUCCACGACGGAGCAGGAUUGAUAGAGGUGUCACCGGACGUACCCGUGCUUCUAAUGAAGUCACACCAUUGAUUGAAGUCAAUAACAGGGAUACUAGUGUUAAAGAUAUAUCCUGCGACUUACCGACUACGGAGUCUUCUGGAGUACAAACAGCCAUUAUAUUACCAACAUCCAUAAAAUCAUUAAACUUACUGGAGAAAGAAAAGGAAAGUAGGAAAAGUUCUACAACAAGAAGAGCCGUGUUUAAUUUGCCUGGUAAAAGGAAGUAUUCGUAUGUGUUGACCAGUGAGGAACAAACAGGGAAUGUACGUACUAGAGAUAGUGGGAGUAUCAGUGGAGAGUGUACAGGAGACCAAACAACCUGCGACGGUAUAAUUAGCUCGGAUGAUCUUGUUAGACCUUGUGAGGCAAUAUCAUCUGGUAUCGAUAAUAACGAGGAACACGAGACAGAUGUAAACCAGGCCGUUCUCCGGAGUAACCCCUCCGACAGCCAACAAGGUGAGCUUGGGGCUGGCUUACUCCCUGACAAAAGUACAGAUGACUAUCACACGAUACCCGGGCAGACGACAGCCGAACUGACACGUGACCCACUUCAUGAUGUCACCCGGGUGAAGAUGAACAACAAAUCUCUUUCAAAAUAUUCAUCACUUAAGACGAAGCACACAUCCGGUGGUAACGAACACACGGCAAUACAUUCCACAGUGCUGCAAGGAAAAACAGAACCAUUUGCAUCAAAAACGCUUUCGAAAAGAACAAAACUUCCAACUAGUGCUGUAAUAGCUAAAACAAAUUCUGCUGUAGCACAAGUUAAAUCUGAUUCAAAUUCAUCUGCAUCAUCUCAACAGACCAAACACCAAGUAGCAAUUAAGGCAACAAAGCGUGUGGGAAAUGUGAUACCGAACCCUGAACCCGGUGUGCAAGUGAAAUUACGUUCUGGUGUAGGAAAAGAUACUGGGAAGAUUUCACGAGACGAAAAACGCAUUCCUAUCAGACGAAAUGAUAAGCUUGCUCAUCCAGAUUAUGCAAAGAGGUGCAAAACGUUUGUAAAUGAACAAGAAAGUGUUCGUACGGCUGUAGUGAAUUCCGGAACAACACGGGCCAAUGUUUCUUCAAGACAUAGUAUAACAGUUGUGAGUGACAAAAAUAUAUCACCUACUACAUCAAACAGAGCCGGUAAUUUGUCUUCCAUCGUCCCGGCAGAUGUAAAGAAAAGUGAAGUAGGAAAUGUUACUGAGAACAAUACAAAGUUUUUAUCAGGAGAUAAAGAUGAAAAUAAAACCCCACAAAUCACAACAGGGGGUGUUAUUACGACUGGCAAUCAAAUUUCCGAUAUAUCUCAAAGGAAAGGAAUCAGAGUAGAGAAAAGUUGUACUCCCGCCAAAAAGAUAUCGUCUGCUGAUAAUAAGAGCAGUUUGGAGACUUCUUCAACUUUCAAUGAAAUUACACAGCCAGCCGAUCGUUUUGGACGCGUGGAAACCAAAUCAAUAUCACAAGAGCUGGAUAUACCGCUAGGAAGUUUGGAAUAUUGUUUCUCGGACGGCACGAAUCUAUCGGUGACAGAAAAUACCUCGGACGAGGGUUCAUCUCUGUUGUCUCACCAAACAGAUGGUAUACCUAACGUGUGCUUGGGUGCUGCCGUGCUCUCUGGCGGAGGUGAAGUAUGUACGGGCCAAUUACCCGGGAUUAACGCACCGACAACGGGGAUUAAUUUAGUGACAGAUACUGAUGAAGUGGAGAGGAAUGAGGAUGUGUCCGUGUCGUGUAAGUACAACACUUACUGUGUAACAAAAUACCAGAAUAACGAUAUCGGUAGUCAUGUCUCGAGUAAUGCCGAGUUACUUCAACACAGCGUUCAAUACGAAGGAACGGAUCAAUCAGUGGGUUAUCGGCAGGAAUUCAUUCUCACACGAGACGUGGAAAACGAUGUUUUACACAAACCAACUGUCGGGAUAGAUAAACUGAAACGUGAUGGGGGAUUUCUCGGUGACAUGUCUCACCACCCCAAUGUGGCCGGGUGCCAACACAUAUGUGAUUGUGAUAAAACCAUCAAUAGUGGGCAGGUUUGUAAUGAACGUACCACAGAUGAUACACGUGUGAACACCACCGUCUCUGAUACACACGUUAUGUCAGAGAAUAAUGGUUGUGGUGGAGAGUCAAGGACGUGUAAGACAGACACCGGUGACAAUGCUGAUGAGAGCAUUUUAGAAGACGAGGCUCCAAUGACAAGUAAUGUCAUAACAAACGAUGAUGAAAGUCGUAUUGAAAAGCACGACCCCACAACAGGAUUGAACAACGUUCCUAUUAAAAAUAGGUCUGACAAGAAUACAAGUGAUCACGACUCAAUGUAUCAUUCAGGUACUAACGUUACAGACGAUGUGACAGACCAAAGGUGUGAUAACCACUCAAAUGAUCAAGAUCCAAUGACAUGGAACACCGUUACAGACGAUGAGACCGACCUGUGUGCAGACGAUCAAUCUGAAAGUCAGGCUCCAAUGAGCGACGGUGUUAAGGGAGUAAUGAACAGUUGUGAUGGGGCUAAUAGGUCAGACUCGGAUAUUAACGGUAUGACCGGUGAUUACGUUCCCAGCGUACACAGCUAUGACACCGAGGUUGUCCCCAGGGGGACAGUAUCCACACUUAAUACUGAGCGUGAUAAAAACACGGAUAACGUGACAGGUACCGUGUACAAACCGAGUGAUGAGGACAAAUUGGACCACGGCAUACAAGGUAUGUUACAAUGUACCCCUAUCAGUAGGGGAUCUAAUCCAGAGAAAUCCAGAACCACUGAGCUAUCAGUAAAACAGGAAUUUAAAACAAGCGGGACCGGUUUGAUGAGAUUAAAUUCAAAGGAUGAUAAGCGGAGUGGGUCAGGGAACGCGGAGCACGUAUCAAAAUGUAAACAAGGAGCAAACAAUAAAACUUUCUUCUCAAAAUCGCGAUCUCUUAGUCCACAAACAUGUCCUCGACAAAAUGCGGAAAUGUCAGAUGAAUCAUGUUUGAUAGAAAAAGUCCAAGGAAAUACGUCAGUGACCAACGUAAAAACUAUUAAAAAACCAAGGACUUCAACGCCCAUUAACAGCCGACGUUCUGCAGGAAAACAGAACCUCACAAAUCCCCAAUCAAAUGAUAUAAAACGUAGUAAGAAUUUGUCGGGAAUUACGCCGUCUGCCUCUGGGAAAUAUCCAAAACGUUCUACAAAACUCCAGUCAACAUCCAAAAUUACCAGAGAAAGUUCGGGCGGUCAAAAAUCGAAUUCUGUGGAUGUGUGUAUCAUGGAUAAACACACCAGCGAAUUAUCAAAGGAGAGUUCUAUAAGUAGAGAAUCAUCUCCAUCUCUCUCCGUAUCGAGUGACGGACAACGCUCAAAAAGUUCACGAGACAGUGUUUCCUCAAUUAAUGGGCCAUCUCGAAAAUCAGUUAUCGGGAAGGAAAAGAAGGAGAAUUUGAAUCUAGUAAACAGGCGGACAAAUUAUUCUGACAUUAAUACUACAAGUGAUAAUCCCACACACAACGUCAGACAUCAGACGGACCGCUCAAAACACCGACUCAAGUCACCAGAGGUGAAUGAGUCAAGCCGGAUCAAGGGUCAUGGGACAAGUUUACAAGCUAGAAAAUAUUCAAGUAAUGGACAGACAAUUACAAAGGAUAAAGACAGAGAAGCAUCUAGUGGACUAGGGAACGUAACUCUCAGAACUGGGAAAGGGGAAGCAACAACGGUAGCAAAGCUGGGUUCUGUGACGUCAUUAAAAGAAACUUCGAAAACUUCAAUAGGUGUUAAAACAGAUACUGUACCUAUUAAGAAAUCAAAGGUGAUGGGGUAUGAAAAGAGUACAAAGUCAAAAGAUAAUAAGGUGUUUCAAGUAUCCAACACGAAAAGCGAUCUUGAUAAACCCAUGGACCCCUUGUCAUCAGCAGUACUAAAUGAGCGAAGGGCAUCAGUAUCAUCGCUUACUACCAACAGUAGUGACCUGGGUAAUCGGUGCAUUACACAACCAUCGAGGCCUAAAGUUAAAAGCAAAUCUAAACCUCAGACAGCGUCGGACGUUACGGAAUCAAAAAGGUUAUCGGACAAGCCAUCGCAUAUGAAAAAUAAAUCAUCUAGCACCUCCGCUCUACCCCGACAAAGUUCUCAAUCAAAUAAACAGACAUCAUCAACAGGGAUAACUAGUGUAAUGCAAAAUAGAAAAAGCGCAAUUCCUUCUCUAACACCUACACAAUUAGCUCGCGUGUCCAAACAUCACACCUCGGCUUCCGUGCAAAUUAACAAGCCAACUCGUGUUGGAAUGGCAAGUAGCAAAAUUGGCGUUAAACAACAAAGUGAGCAUGAAUCGCCUCUGACCAUGUCUGUCAAUAAGAUGUCUAAACGUUCAAUCAGCUCAAAGGUGAAAUCGGCGCCAACCAUUCAUAGAAACACAAAGGAAAAAAGCCCAGUAGAGCAGUGCAAACGUUCUCGGUCCAGCACUCCAAGCGAAACGUCCAGUGAGGUGUCCAAUACUGGGAAUAACACAUUACCAAAACCAAAUACCGGAAAGACGUCUACAACAGUGAAAAACAAUGUAUUAUUGAAACCUAGGCACUCGUCCGUCCCUAAACCAACACGUGCUAGCAGUGGCACUCAGAAACGUAACGGAAACCCUGAUAAGACUGGUGAAAAGUGCAAGGAAAUUAAUCGACCAAAUGUCCCUAAAAGUUUAUUAGGUAGUCCUAAAAACAAAAGGGGUUUAGACUAUAGGCACUUAAACGCAAGAACAAAAAUAGAAGUCACUAUGGAUUCUUCUCCAGAGUCGGACAGUUCGCCUACUUUAACCUGCUGUGAUCCCAUUGACAAAUGUGACGGGUCACCAUUAGAGGCGAUGACGUCACUGCCGGUUACGCCCAUGUCACCACGGUUCGUGAGUGCGAGGAGUUCGAUGGGUGGAACACCUUUCACGACCCCACCAGAGGAGUCAAAGUAUUUUGUGUUACAUGAGAAAACAUUGCUGGAAUCAUCUAAGUCGUUAAUAACAAGGGACGGACACUUUGUUGGUGAAGAUGAAAGAGCAUUGUUUGGACCGGGGGAUUUAUUACCCGUUACUUUUAACAACGAAAACAGUGUAGCAUCUGAAAACGAUAAAUCCUCGGAUGUAGACGAUGCUUAUCCACUUACUGCAGUAAAUAUCAGCAGGUGUGAGGUUUCGGGAGAAAAUGUCGGCAUUACGAGACGUGGAUCGAAAACACUUACGAAAGUUUUGAAAAGUGAUAUCACCGAUCAACUUCCACUAUCAGAGGCUUCAAACAUAAAGGAUCCAGCGGCAGGGUGUCGACAAAAUGUAGAUAUUGCAUCUAAUACAGAAUAUGUAGAACAGCUGUCAAUUGGAGGGAAGUCCGAGAUCUCGGUGAUAACGUCGCACAUAGCAACAGAGCCCGUCGCCUUACCACUGCCUGAUGGAGUUGAGGGCGGGAGUGAUACUGGUACGGUGUCUAGUGAUGAUUACUUCUCUAUUAGUGAGGAAGAUGAAGGGGACAAUACAAGUAAAGACAUAAAUGUAUGCGGUGUAUCAGUACCUCACGUCGAUCCUGUUGGCUCGUUAGCCCAGGUCGCUGAACUUGAUACUAAUGUAUUUGAUGGCAACUCUGCACGUACAGUAACGGACGUUACGUGUGAUGAACACGCAUCCCUCGUUGACAAUUAUGGUAUAGACCCAUUCCAACAAUCUAACACUGGAGAAAUAAUACCCAAACAGUCUGGCCCCAACGAGAGAGCCUUAUCUCGAUUUCGUGAUGCCGAAGCCAAGUCUAGUAACACAAAUGAUAGAUUUAUACUGGAAACAAGAAACAAUUGUACCAGUUCGAUACAUUCCGCGGAUAGUGGUGGUGUAAAAAGCCACCAUUCUGAAGAUAAUUUAUUUGCAAACAAAACUCCUUUUGAUUUGAAACCUGAAAACAUUACUCAUCAUCAGAAAUCUGAUCUUGAUAGCAAACCCGUACUUAUAAACAGUCGUGAGCUUGGUAAGAACUGUGUUCCCGAUAAGAACCAAUAUGUGGCUACAGAUUAUGAAGCUGUAGUGCCUGUACAGGCAAAUUUAGGUGAAUAUUUUGAUGAUGGAAAUGAUAAACCCGAGAUGCAAAUAAAUGAUCACAAGGAGGUCGCUCUGGAUAGUAGCGGUAUUAAACGCGGCGGUAGUUCGGACGAAACGGAAGGAGCAUUUACAGGGAUCAUGGAUAGUAUAUCAGACUUAUCAUUCCAAAAUAUUUUGACGAACCAAAAUAACCUGAAUGGGAUACCAACUGUGAGUAAUAUAAAGCCACAGGAACGUUAUGGCCCUAGUCUUUUGACAUUGGAGCACGGUGGAUCGGACGUUCAGGGAAAGGACGGUAUCACGUCAUAUUCUGAUAGAGAUGUAAACAGGACAGACGGCUGUACGUUAGAGUCUGUUACGGACGGCGAAACAACAGGCAUUUUUGAGUUACAGCCUUCAAACUCUAGUGAAGGGACAGACCUAAGUACAUUACAGCUUGUUAAGGACGGUGAAGGGAUCAAUGGUAAAAGGGUACAGCCAGAAAAGAUACGUGUUUCUGGGGAACAUAGGGAACAUGAUGUUAUACGGGAUUAUACCAGUGGUGAAGGGGAGCAUUAUGGUGUCGGUGAGUUAAAUGUGCAAUGGAGAGAUGAGAGAGAUUUAACGGCUGAUCCUAAUGAUUCAAGGAGAAAAGUGGUUUGUGAUUUAGGUGGCGGGGAUGGGGUGUGUGAUUAUGAGACAGAAAGCGAAAUAAUUGGUGAAAUAUCUGAUAGUGAAUCUGAGUCAGAGGAGGGUUUUUGCUCCACACAGUACCAUUCUGAGAGUGGGGAGGAGCAUGGCGAUAUUGCAGAGAUGAAUGGAGAAUUGGGACAUUACAAUCAGAAUAACAUGGCGUCCAGGACCCCUCAAACAGAAACAGCUGUGGCCAUGGAAACAUCAAAUACCAUUUAUAGUCCCAGGAGGAAUUUAUCUUCAAGGAAUGAAGCAACGUGCAUAAGAAAAUAUGAAAUUGUAACUACCACUAUUACACGGCAUAAAAAACGUGAGACAAAAAUUAUCGAAUCGAGCAGUAAGUUAUCGACCGGUGCUGGUAGACUGCACGAAAGGCGGGUCACGGACCCUAAAAAGAAUCUGGUGAAUUCACGUAGCGUCAAGUUUGAAACAUCUAAGGAGAUUAUAUCAACAUCGGAUGUAGACGGGAAAGUAUUUUCUACAGUGAAAAACAGCACAAACACUGAGAUUUUAGGAAAGUUGGGUAGCAGUAGCGAUGCUGCCGUAUCUCCAGCGUCAUCUAAACUUGCUGCAUUAAUGCAAGGAGAAACAAUUACUAUGCCAGAAUGUUUGGAGCGGAGCGGUAGCAUUGAAUCAAUGAACAAAGUGAAACACAGCAUAGACACUCUCGACUCUGGGGACCUACAACCGGCGGUUUCCUGUGGUGAACUAUUGACUGAUGGUGGGUAUGAUAAUACAGUGUCUUUGCUACAAGGCAGCGACGACAAAAAAUACAAAAGUUUGGAAACAAAAACUUUAUCGACGAGUGUCGAAGGAGGUCGACUAUUGAACACUGGGGGUAUACGUAACCCGCCUCCGUCGCCAGUAUUUACCAGGGGUCAAAUAACUAGUGUUAGUGAUGGACAAAGUCCGACCUUGUCACCAAGACUGACCAGGGGCGAUACCAAGAUUUCUGUGAUCAAAUCAAGGAGCAAUACAACCCAAACCUAUAAUCUUGUUAGACGGGGUAAACAGUGUGAUAAUGAUAAUACAAUAUCGGAUAUAUCACUGGCAAUUCAAGCUGGACAAUCGGGCGUAACUACCAGCGUUACGGAGAGGAGACAGACCCAAACAGUACAAUCAACCUAUCAACGUAGACCUUUUUCGCCUAAUUCAAGUUCCGAUACUCUACCCAGCUUUGAAACCGGGAGGGAAUUAAGUGAUAGUGGCACGAAUGCAGACGUCAAGUCCAUUGGAUUAAGUCAGGUAGAUGGCACCAUUGAUACUGGUGUCGACGGACAUUAUCUGACCAAUGAUCAUGCGGUCACUUCUGAUUUGUCUUCAAUAAACAAUACUUCCGAGAACAUAGACAGUAUUUAUGGUAAUGAUACAAGCGAUACCGAUAAAGGGGACCACCGUGGUCCUGAGUCCGCUACGACCACCAUCAUUGACACACCAAAAGUCGCCGUACUGGUCACUAAGGACUUUUCAGACUCCGAUAACGAGUAUCUGUCUGAGUCCAAUGACGCUGAUCAAGCAGAAAAGAAACAUUCACGCGAGGACGAUAAACAAAGUAUAGAAAAUAAAAAUAAAACGUCCAUUAAUAAAGAGGAACCCGAACCUAAGGUGAAGGUCAGUGAUGAGAUUCCGUCCGUCGUUACCGACCCCACUGUCUCCAGUGAGGAGUCAGCCGAGCUAGUGGAGAAUAGUGUUGUAUUUACAAUACCCUUACCGACUAUUGAGUCUGACACAGAGGACCGCACAUCUGGAGGCAAUCAGUCCGGCCUACAACCCGAGGAGACCAUGAUCAAUGAGGUCACAGACAUUACAAAAAGUCAGACAGACAGGGUCGAUGCUUCUGAGAUUACUCAGGACACGACUCUUAAACUCGAUAAAGUACCUGGUGAACCGUCCAUGCUACCUACAACACAAACGAAUGACGCUGUUGUUUCCGAAUUAAAAAAUGUUGCCAAAGAUGAAACGUCGGCAAAAUCGGCCAAGGCUCAAAGACGUGAAAACGCUCGACAGCCUCUAAGGAGAUAUACUGCAACUGUGUGUCUUAUUGAGAGGGACGAAGAAGCUUCUAACGUGCAAAAUAUGUCACCUCCAUCCAGACCACGAGCAAGGAGCAAAAGUCCAGUGGAGCUCAAGAACUCCGGUACUGGACCCGAGAGUCAGCAACAAGUGUCGGUUUUUGGAAAUGGCCGCGUAUCCGAGAUGUGUAGAAGUUUUAUUAAGAAAGCCAGCAAGGGAAAGGUAGCGAGUUUGAACGAAGAACCACCCUCGUCGCCUCUUGUUCAGUCACCGUCUCCAUCGAGGAAAUUAAAAUGGGUGAGGGACUACGGCGUGUGGAAGAAGGUCACGCCAGCCGAAUAUGACAGAAUUAUGGCAUCAAGGUCUUCAGCCAUACCGGAAAUUACGUCAUCAAUGGAGGACUUGAACCAAGGACCGGGAAACCAUACCAUAUCAGCACGUGAAGAACAAGAAAGUCAGCGAACUGAGUGUGUUCAAUCAAAACACAGAGACGAUGCAACGGAUGAAAGCCAAUCUAUCAAAAAUAAAGAUAUUCAUGAUUCCAUUCCUUAUAUCGACAAUACCGCGGACCAAAUCUUAACCGAGGAAGAAGAGAUUACCAAAGAUGUUACUGACACACAAAAUCUAUCAAACAGCAAGCGCAAUGAAAAAACGUUACAGGAGGAACUAGCAGUAGCAGAGGAAACGUUUUCGUUUAAAGACAACCCUUUUAAAAGAGACGAAUGCAAUGAACGUAGGGACUCUCUAAAAGGUACAGGUAAAGACAGUACACGAACGCCUCCGAAAACGUUACCAAAGCCCAAACAUCGUCGGAACAGGACUGACAGCGGACAACAGGACUUACUGCCGGACAAGGAAACCAGGACGACUGGCGUCACACAAGAUGACACAUGUGUGGACGUACAGACGACAGAUAUACUAUGUCCGAGUACAGAGGUUGUCGAACUAGACAGGACGCUGACGGACAUUGAUUCCGUACAAGUCGGGAUUGAGGGACGAGAGGAGGUAGACAAAGUUAGCAAUGAGUCAAUGCCAUCUUUAUCAGAUAAAACCCCAGAAGUUCACGUCCCGAUGAAAUCUCAAGAUAAUAUCAACGACGAAAACGCUGUAGUGGAGAAUGAUAAGGAUAGAGAAAAUUUGUCAAAUAGAUACUCUCCGUCGGAGCGUAAAUCCCAACUACACGACGUUCAAUGUGGCGCAUCCCUAUCUAUGGAUUCACGCAAUGUGUCGGCACAAUCCCAUGUCAACAGCAUGACUGAGGAGGACAGUAAUGACGGUAUUAGAACAACCACCGACACAGAAAAUGGAACCUGCAAUGUAUCAGACUCGCGCUCCUUUGAGAAAUCCACUAUUAAAUUGGAAAAUAGGGUCGAUUCGAAUAGCCCGACCUUAACAGACAACACGUUAUUUAACAGUUCUAGAACGGAUGUCAAAGAGACCGAAAUGGAGAGCGUCAAAGACGACAGCAGUCCGGAACUCGAACGUAUGAGCUUUGCCCAAAAACUAAAAAAGGCUCAAAGUCGUUCCGAGUCCAAAUUGGAAACAAAAGAUGUCACAAGGUCAAAGAGAAAGCAAUUAGAAAUAACGCAUAAGGAAGAUAAAAGGGGAGAUGAUAGCGAGAGCAAUGUUAGUCAUGACGACGAGUCAUGUGAUAGUCCUGUUCAACCCGGCUAUAAACCGAUUGUCCCUAAUUACGUUAUUGGUAGUCCUCAGAAACUACGAGCGAUCCGAAUAAAACAGGAAAUAUUUCCCAAAGAGGAACCAGAACAGGUAAAACCAAAAGCUAUCAAAAAGCUUACAGCCGUCAAAAUUAGCUCUGAAACGUUCCCAAAAGAAGAAGGUAUAACUUCAGAAAAUGGCGGGAAAUUUGAAUCACGUGAUACUUCUCCAGGUGCGUGUGAUAUUGUUGAGGACGCUGGCAGUAAGACCCCUACAAAUGAAUCACAGGUAGAAAGUGGACUGAAAAGGGUUAUUACGUAUGAUGACACAUAUACAACCAGAAGUGACUUAGAUAAUUCUCAAGUGGAUCAAACGAGAGGUAGGACAGGAAGACAACUCCCAAAACGUUGUAUAAACCCAGUAAAAUUUUCCUACGGUGGAAUUAACGGUGAUUAUUCAGGGGAUUUACAACCCGUGACCAGGCAUGAAGCAGACGACAAGUCUCCAGAAACUCCCGUACACGCUCUGCAGAAAGAGUUGCUUUCCGAGAUCGUGGAAUUGGAAGAGAAUACGGGCGAUGACAACAAUGCAAAUGUGAAAAAUAACAAAAAUAAAAAGGAAAGACGACCAUGUCACAAAUCUACAUCGUCAGCUGACCGCUACCAUAACAACAGGAGUCCGGCACCGUCCCGCUCCUUCAACCGCAGCCAAAGUCUUCCCACAGGGACACUGUCCUACGGUGGAUCUCGGAUUGUGUACAAGGAUGGCCAUUUUGUUAUUGAGACAGGGUAUGACGGGACAGAGGAAAUUCCUGUCCUGAAUGGAUCACAUGACAAUGACAUUAACGUCGGGUGUGAUGUUCAGAAUGACAGAACUGAUCAGCAGAACAGGGUCAACAAUAACCCGCACAGGAAACAUCUCAAACGCAUUUCAUACUCCGAUCCGCACUUGUGUGAUGAUAACGAUGGCGAUUAUGAUGACGAUUCUGAGGAUGUAAAUAACGAUGAUGCUGAUGUGUUUCUCAGAAAUGAUGGAAACGUUACUGUGAUUGACACUGAGGACGAUGAUCAGGACGGUGAUCAGGAUGGUGAAAGUGCAAAUGUGUCUCAACAAGGUGUUCAAAAGCGGAAUAAACCCGACAAUGGCAGUAGGAUUCCUCGACCACUUUCUGUGGACGAAAAUCAGCUGACAUCUAUGCAAGAUACUGAUCCAAACUCCACAAUGAGGAAGAUCAGGAAAUCAUUGCGAGACGCAAGGGCUCGGCGAAGUAAGAGUUUCCGGGAAAUGUCGGAUCAAAUAGACGGAAAAAGUAAAUUGAAGCGAAAUUCAAGCUUCAAGGAAGCUACAGAGAAAGGAGCUGUAGAGAUGAAGUCCCGGUCAAGCAGCACAGGGGGGGAGGAGGAUGGACAGGGGCUCAGUAGAUCUGGUAGUGUCACCAGUAUGGAGCUCCGCCCUAAAAGUCCCGGAUUUUUACAGAGGCUUUUAUUCAAACGGAAAUCUUUUAAUGAAAAGAAUCUCAAAGGUGAGCAAUCUACAAGGGAAUCUUUUAUGAAGAAAAUGUCUCUGAAAGGUUUGUUCACCGGUAAAAAGGAAAAGGGAGAUUUAAGCCCAACUAAGGCAAACUCUGAUGAACCUCCCACCCCUCCCAUAGCUGCUUUUCAAGGUGAUCUUGAUAUUCAUGCAGUCAGUGAAUCUGCUCCUAAUUCUCCCUUUUCAAGUUUGAAAUUCCGUCGGAGACAUACAUCUGCUGAUCUGUUUGUGCAGAAUGCCGGCAAUAGUGCUAACAACAUGAAUGUGAGACGGACUAGUGAUAGUAUUCCGACUCGUCGGCCCAUUUUACAAUCAUCACGGACGAUAGACGACCCUGGUAAUAUUAAAUCUAUGUUAGGAAUUGAGAAUCAUCCGAGACGCCCUAUCAGUCCAAAGCCUCCUUUGAUGUCCAUUUCACGGAGAAACUCAAAUCUAAGUCUUCCGAGUUCUCCGCUUAAGGAGAGUCCUUUUGAAUUAACUAUGGAUAAUUCACCAAACAAAAUAGACACAGAUUCUAUCUCGACCUGUUCGUCGCUGACAAGUUCCAACGUAGACAGUGCUUCGCUGAUCAGUGCGACUAGUACAGUGUGUGAUACCGACGGGUUGAAAUCAUCGGUCCAACCAUCAGGGUCCGGUGGUCAAGACCUGGAGAAAUUCUCGGCCCUUGGUCAGGGCGAAAUGACGUCCAGUAACAGCAAUGACAGUGGAAUACAACGUGAUGUCAGCGUACAUUCCAGCAGUGAGUCAAUAAAGACAAACGUCCAGGACUCAAACUCUGCAGUGGUGCGUCGGAGGAAAUCCCCUUCCCCUCGACCCGAACGGCCAAAAUCUGAAAUCAGCGUGCGAUGGGCAGAUCUGGUGGAAACGACGGAAAUUUCACCCAUCAAACGGCGAGAAGGAAGUCAGCAGAGUAAACCUCGCCCCAAAUCUGACCUAGAGGAGAACUUGGAAUUGUUUGAUGAACUGUAUGGGGAGGUCCUAGAUGACCUCGAGUCUUCUUGGGAAGGUGGAAGUUCCCUCAAGUCAGAUAUGAAGCCCUUCGGGAGCCAGACAAGUCUGCUGCCCUACAACUCCCUUCAGAGUCUGGACUCUCUACGACUUAGACACGAGGCAAUGGACCCAAAGCCCAGCAAAAGAAGGAUGUCCACUCCUCAACCAAUUAAAACUCGCCUGGAAAGAACACCACGGAAACAGAGGACACGGAAAACUUCAUCCACUUUAGUUAGAUCUCAUAGUAUGCCAGAAAGUUUAGACAAACUACACAGAUGUCGGAAAAGGCAUGGUGCUUUAGGAUGUAGAAAUCUCCAUGGAGACGAAUUCCAUCACCUUGACGAUGACAGUAGUUCUGAUGAUGGCUCCGACUACUCCAUGGACCGUAUAAGUUUACAUGAGAAGAGUAUGAGUGUGCGGUCAUCACAGGCCCAACUUUCUACCCUGGAUGAGAUGCCUGAGGGUGAGAGUUUAACUUGUGCUGAGGCAUUAUGGGACCAUAUCACUAUGGAUCCCGAGGAACUUGGUUUCCAUGCCGGCGAUGUCAUCGAGGUGAUGGACAUGGGUGACAAGGACUGGUGGUGGGGUGCAAUCGAUGAGCGAGAGGGCUGGUUCCCUGCAACGUUUGUCAGAUUACGAGUAAACCAGGAACCGUAUGAAGAAGAUCUAGUUUCACAGUCCUCCGAGGUGACACAGUUAUCACCAAAGUUACGACGGGUUAGCGUCAUCAACAAGGAACAGGCUCGGGAAAAUGUCGUCAACGAAAUCAUAAGUGCUGAGCGGGAGUACGUGAAACAUCUUAAAGAUGUUGUUGAGGGAUACAUCAAGCAUGCACGGAAGAGGGCAGACAUGUUUUCAGAAGACAGGAUAAGUGUGAUAUUUGGAAAUAUAGAGGACAUUUAUAAUUUUUCCAAUCGAUUCCUGGAGUCGCUAGACUGUGCGUUUACAGCUGACAGCCCGCACUUGAGUGAAUUAGGACACUGUUUUCUCACCCAGAGUAAAGAAUUUGAGAUUUAUUCCGACUACUGCAAUAACCACCCAUCAGCCUCAGAGGAGUUGAAAGAUCUGUACCGAAAACAGAAAUACAGACAUUUCUUUGAGGCGUGUCGACUACUCCAGGAGAUGAUAGAGAUCCCUCUAGAGGGGUUCCUAUUGACCCCUGUCCAGAAGAUAUGUAAGUACCCGCUCCAACUGGCUGAACUUCUUAAGUACACACCUCCCAGUCACCCAGACUAUCGCAAUGUAGAGGGUGCUCUGGAGGCCAUGAAGAAAAUCGCAGCACUCAUCAACGAACGAAAACGCAAGAUGGAAAGCAUUGAGAAACUGGCACGGUGGCAACAGACGGUCGAGGACUGGCAGGGGCCUGAUCUACUUGAGAAGAGCUCUGAGCUGAUCACAUCAGGAGAGUUUAACAAAGUUAACUCUGGAGGCUGGUCCCAGGAACGCUAUUUCUUCUUGUUUGAUCGUCAACUCAUUUACUGUAAAAAAGACCUUUUGAAAAAGAAUGGUUUCAGUUAUAAAGGCCGAGUGGAUUUGGAUGAAUGCGAGUUGAUCGUAUUGGAGGAUGGGAAAGAUAUACAGUAUAAUGUGACUGUGAAGAAUGCGUGGAAAUUGCACGAAACUAUUCGGGAUAAGUGGUACCUCCUCUACACCAAAACUCAAACAGAGAAACAAAGAUGGAUGCGGGCUUUCCAGAAGGAGCGACAGAGAGUCAGGGAAGACCAGGAAAACAACUUUGUGCCUCUUCAUUGGAAGAAGACAGUUUUGAAUAAGCUGAGAGCAAGCAAAGAAAAGAUGCAGUCCUCACAGAACACAGUAUCUAUACACUACCAGAAGGAGUUUCUACGUGGCAUUCCAUCACAUGCCACACUGCCAAGGUCCUACGCAAAGAAACAACGGGACAAGAAGAAGAGCUGGUCUUUAUUUGGCAACAAGAAAUCAUCGAAGUGAGCAAGUAGCUGAUUGGUGCAGCACUACGUAAUGGAUGAUCUGAUUGGUGCAGCACUACAUAAUGGAUGAUCUGAUUGGUGCAUCAAGGCACCCCUUGUCCUUUGAAUGGUUUGUCCAACUCGAAAAAUCUCAGGAAUGGAAUCGUAACUCAUACAACGAUAGUAGUGACAUUAGUCACUGUGGUUAAAAUAGCAAAUAUUUUUGAAAAUAACCAUUCACAUGUUUGAACAGUUUCUUCCUGAUUCUUGGAUCAUUGUUCUCAAAGCAAUGAGAGGACAGACAUUUUCUUGCUUCAUUUCAAACAAACAUGACCAAUAGAAAAUGUACCAGUGCCAAGAGUUGUUGACCUUCUGGUUGUUCAUGGAUAAACGGUGAGAGUUAAGGGCACAACCUGUCUCUAGAUGUUUUACUUAUCACCAUAUACAAAUUUAACCUACCGAUAAUGAACUUGACCAUUGACUGGACACGAACCUAGUGCUGAUACUGGCCUGCUAUGGUUGUUAUUGUCCUUGUGUACAUAUCAGGAUGAGUGUUUCAACUCCCUGACAUCAUAGACCAGUAACUCAGACUAUCAGCAUACAUGGAUCCUAAAAAAAAAAAACUGGACUGGAUAACAGGAGACUUUCAAUCCAGAGGAGAUAACCCAGUGUUUCCCGUCAUGUUGGCUAUCAGUUAAUUUCUGAUAUAUGAAAGACUCCCAAGGAUCCUUCACAAUGUCUGCUGACGGAUAGGCUACAAUCAAAGGGAGAUUACCAGCUGAUGUGGACUUGCAUGUAUUUUUCAUAGUGUUAGCUGACAAGAGAGCUACAAUCAAAGGGAGAUCACCAUGUGUCAUCGAUUGAAAGUCUGCAAUCCAAAUGCUAAAGAGAACAGUUUCACUUGUCAUAAUAAAACGUUAACUUAUUAACCAUUGGUUAUUCAAUACUAUCACAGUGCAGCUUUCUCACAAUGAGAAUUAGGAGCAAGGUAACAAACACUGUAUAAGGACAGACAAUUCUCAAUGGAUGUGUGGACAGAUUGAUUCUGAAACGAUCUAGAGAAGCUAGACUACACUUCCCAAAGUUUAUUGACCGUGUAUUACCAAAACAGAUUGUGGACAGAUUAUUCACCAGUAAUGUAUGGACACAUUAUCUCCUAGCAGGAAAUAUACUUACCUAAUUUCAGGUAAUAUCGGUCCUUGAAAAUGACUUUUCGUUAUGGAAUGAUUAAAGCAUUACAUUUGCAGGAUGAUAUGGAUGCUGUACAAUGUAUUUGCUGAAUUGACAAAAAACCUGGAUGACAUGUGAAAAUAUGUUGACAGUUGUCAAUAAAUGUGUCUGCCAUGUUUCUUACAUACACAAAGAUAUGCAGGUCAUAUCUAAUACAACAUACAAACAUGGAGGCAACCAUAAUAUUUCAUUUCGAUUUGGACCAAUAUUUAUACAUACAUGAACAGUCAUGGUCAUAUUUGAAUAUUCAUGUGUUUUCAAUUUGAAUAUUCCUCAUAUUUAUUUUCCAAUUCUUGGGUAUAUAUAUAGCCAGGUUUAUGCAUAAUUAUGUUCAUCAAAGUCUUAGCUCCAUCUUUACAAGUAUUCAUAUGAUUGAAUAGAUCUGAUAGAGAUUAACAAUCAUAUUAAGCCUACUAGUGGAUGCAAUUUCACCAACAUAACAGAGUCUGUGAUUGGUUAGAUGCAACAGAGUCUGUGAUUGGUUAGAUACAACAGAGUCUGGGAUUGGUUAGAUUGAGAUUGAUCUCAUUUAGAUAAUAGUUCAUAUGACUUCAAUGUUAUUUAAACAGCAGUAUUCAAUUAUCUAUAUAAUUUAAAUCUCUUGUUACAAUCUGUGUGUAAGGUUUGUAAAAUGUGGAGUUUCAUUUAUGGUAAAAUAUUAGACUGAUUUUAACUCCUCUUGCAAGGAGGCAAUAUGAAACUUGAAAAUGAACAAUUCAAAAAAUUACCAUAGAGCUUUCUAGAUGGACUAGUUGCAUGAAACAGUUACUUGUAUGUGAAGUUUGAGUCAUAGUUGAUGUAUGUAUCUAUAAAUAUGUGGGAGACCAUUGAAUGGCGUCUUUGUCACUUAACAAUGUUUCAAUAACAGCUACAUGUAUAUUCAUGAAACAAACAUGGUUGACAUAUAUAUAUACAAUGUAUAUACAUAUAAAUAUGUUUGAAACAAAAUCGUACUGAUCAAGCUCAUAUGUAAAUUUGCUGAAAUCAGUUUUUUGUUCAUAAAAGGAAAUGUGAAAAAAUGAAUUUCAUAAAAAAUUUAGUAUACAUUACCUUUGACCCAGAGACCAAAUUAAUUUCUGAUAAGAUGAGAGGUCAAACUGGAGUUAAUGUUAUUAUCUCAAGUUGUUCAUUCAGAUAUUGUUACUUGCAGGUAGCUACACCUGUAGGUCGAUAUUUUUGUUGGUUGUACAAAAUAUUGUUAAAGAUGAAUACCCGCUGGUUUCUGUAUUUUUAUCAUCAUGUUUUCCAUGUCGUAAUUUCAUUACAAAUAACUACAUACUAACAAGUAUAAUACAUGGCAUUACAUCACUGCUAUUUGAUACCCAUCAGAAUCGUUCUUGGUGGCUAGUAAGCUUAAUGGGGUCGCACUGUUACUUUUGGUUUACAUAUAUACUUUUAAAUAAAGGGGUUGUAGGUCUUAUCUAAGCUCCAACAUGUACAGUCAAAGCAGAAGAUAUGUACAAUAACACAACAAUAAUGAACUGCUUAAAAACAGAUGUUUUUUGACCAAGUGUUAGAUUUUAAAUGAUAAAUAUCAUGAGCCUAGCCUGUCUCCUAGAGGUUUUUUUAUUAUUAUAGCUCUGGGUGUGUUAAUGAAAGAAAUUUCAGAUCUUUUCAAAACUGAAAAUAACCUUAAUUUUAAUAUGUAGUUUAAAAAAUUGUGAAGUAUUGGCAGAAAACAGGCGGAAUUGAUCUAUGAAAAUAUUAGCUACCUUUGGUGGAAUUAAUUAGUUUUGAAGUAGAUUUUCAAAGAGGUCUAUUUGAGAUUAGGUAACACAUCAGUUUCAUAUCCUGUGCUAUCAAACAAAUUACCAUACUGAAUCAGACAAGAUACACAUUGGUGCUAGUGUAUUAAGGGUUAACUGGUAGAAUCAGAGGGAAUUCAUGUAAAAAACUUGACAAAGUGCUGAUUUUAAAUAUUCAUGAAUAAAUAUAUUUGUUAUUGUAUUGUUUUGAUAUGCAUGAAUAUCUUCUAUCCAAGUAUUGCUAGAUUUGUUUAUACAUGACAUUGCUAAAUUAUCAUAGUACUCCAGCUGUUUAUGGUACAUUGUAUGUGUGUUGUGUUUUAACUAUUUACAAGCUUCCAAUUGCUGUAAUACUUCCCUGUCCACUAAUGUAGUACUGUUUACCGUAAUGUGUGUAUAAUUCUAUUUCUUUAUUCCAUUCCAUACAAGGUGGGCAUAUAUUUCUUGCACAAAUUUCUAUGAGCUUGUGAAAGUUUCGCUUUCCUGAUCUAAAUUAAAUACUAAUUAGUUCAGAUUUGUUCUCAAACCAUUACUAUUUGAUUUCAUUUGCUGUCAAUGAUUUGGUAAAAAUCUUUUGUUUCCUUGAAAAAAAUAGUUUCUAUAAAAUGUUCCUCCAGUUUGUAAAUUGUAUGUUGCAACAAUAAUUUAGCUUUGUAUGUCAAAGUUCAAGAAAAACUGCACGCUUCUCAUUUUUCAACAUUAAUUUCUUAGGAUUCACUUCAGAAACAUUUUGAGUCGGUAAAUGUGCAUUGCAUCCUUUGUUUCAACUUUCAUUUCGCCUUUGUCCCAGUUUUUAGCACUAGUACUUUGAUUGGUCAUUCAAAAUAAGCAUGUUAUCAUUUUGAUCAUGUUCUAGAUACAUAUAUGUAGUUGUUGCAAAUGUAUAUUGCACAGCUGCAAAUAUUGCUUUUUAAAUUUGCACCAUUCAUUGUUUCAUCGCUUCUGGGCACUUUCGUGUAUUGAUUUUACAAAGUUGAAGAAAUAUUGGCAUGAAUGUACAACACAAAUUACGAUCAUUAUUUUUUUUCAUUUUAAUGUUAUCGGUUUUUCAAACAUCACUAAAUAGUUUUUAUGAUUUAACUGAUUAACUUUUGUUAAAAUUUCAAAGGAAAGUGUGUGAAAAGUUAUAACUUUCAAGCUGCAUUGGAAAUUCAUUGCAAACAAUUUAUGUUCAAUUUUGAUGAUUUAUCUCCCUUUGUAGACCAAGUUGAACCUCUUUAUUGAUAUCAUCGUUAUAUUCCCUGCACCCCCAAAAUGUAUUCAUUGUAUGUGCAUAUAAACAUUUAUUAAGAGUGAAAUGAUUAGAGUCUCUGCUGAUUCAGUUUUGUUUGUCAGUUUUUGAUAUUGUGGACAAAAUUUCCAAACACAUUUAACAAGUCCGACUGAAUUCUACAUAAUUCUGAAAAACAAGAAGCGAAGAUUGCAUUUAAAAAAAAUAGAAAUCAUAUCUCUUUUACGACCAAUAACAAUAAUUGGUCAAUGCCUUCCAUAUAUUAUUGUGGAUGUCAUACACUAAGUUGUACUAGUCAUGAUCUUAUAGAACUUCAAUUUUAAUGAAACUUUUUUAAUACAUUCGUGUGUGAUUUUGGGAUAAAAUGUGUUAUAUUUCAUUACAAUUUCAAUUUCAAAAACUGAGAAACAUAAAUUAGUGAGCUCUUUAUCUGUUGUACUUACAUUUGUAUUUGUUGAACAUAUUAUGCAUAUAUUAUAUGCGUUUUCUACAUAUUUCCGUCUCCUCCUCCUCAUUCUAUUGUCGUAAUAGAGUCUGUUCCUUUAUCUUUUCCCAUCGAUCAAUCUUUGUAUUUUUAGAAGUCCCACUAGUUCGCAUGUCCCUUCUCCUCUCUGUUUGCAGAUUUGGACUUGUCCUCGUAUUGUUUCUGACAAGUCUAACAUAUUUUAAGGGAGGACAGGAAUACUAGUCAAGUGUUUAAUGAUGGAUAUUGUUGUAUCUUAUAACGAUUAAAAAAUACACUCGUAUGUGUGUGUAUAUUUAAUUACUUGAUAUGUAUAUACAUUGUAUUUAAGUAGAUUGUAAAUAUAGGUCAAGAUGUACAUAUUUCGUCCGUUUCAGUGCUAGAUGUAAAUCAAAACUAGGUCACGGUUACUUAGUCUACAAACUGUUUUAGUCUCAUCUACCAACAUUAAUAUAUCAAAGCUCAGUAGAGCUGGUGGUUUAUUCAAAACCUGCCAUUUCAAAGGCAGGAAGAAAGAAAAUACAAUAAUAAUAAAAAAUACAAAACUUA